AUGGCCAAGUCGGUAUGCAUCAUCGGCGCGGGGCCGGCUGGUCUGGCAAUCGCCAAGACGCUGCUUCACAAUGCGCCGCAGGGAGACUUUUGCGUCACCGUCUUUGACGCCCAGCACAAGGUCGGCGGUCUCUGGCCGACGGACAAGGAUGACGCAGGCCGCCAGAUUCACCCGCUGAUGCGGACCAACCAGAGCCGGCACUCGAUGCACUUUAGCGACUUGGCCUGGGACGACGAGAUUCCUCAGCUGCCGCGGGCGUGGAUGGUUGGUCAGUACCUCGAGCGGUAUGCGCAAAAGUACCUCUUUGGUAGUCUGAAUUUCCAGCUGAGGCUUAAAACGCGUGUCACACGUACUGAGAGGGACGGAGAAGGGUGGAAUGUGACGGUCCGGUCCGACAAGGGCGACGAGACGGCGCGUUUUGAUCGUCUUGUUGUAGCGUCUGGCUACUUUGGCGAGCCAGUCGUCCCAAAGACCAUGAAAGAAAACACUACUGUCCCGGUCAUUCAUAGUAGUUACUACCGGGACCUGAAGUCGCUCCUCGGAACAUCGGGCCGAGGGGGCAAGAUUGUAGUUGCUGGCGGUCAAAUGUCUGGCGUGGAAAUUGCUGCGACGAUUGGCACCCAUCUUUCAGAUGAAAUCAACUCGCCGGACAAAAGCUCCUUACCAAAUAUUGAGAACUACGAGAUUCAUCAUGUUAGCCCGCGCCAUCCGUGGGUCAUUCCUCUUCACACAACGCCCGAGCCGAAAUGGAAAGCUCCGCCGUUUCUUCCUCAUGAUUUCUCGUCUUACAAUAAAAACAACAGACCAGUGCCGUUUACAGAUACGCACGGGCACAUUACGGAAGAGAGGGCCAAGAUUGUCCACGAACGGUUGCGCGGGGCUCUAGGACCGAGGCAGAUGAUCAGUUCCGAGGCGGCAAACUCUGAUGGCCUAGAUGGCUUGUCGCUUCCAUAUGUGUCAUGCAGUGACUGGUAUUGCGACUUUGUGCGUUCAGGCUUCAUCACUGUGCACAAUAGCCGACUAGAGUCUCUUGCAGGGACUACUGCCAAACUGGCUGGAUCCAACCUCGACGACGUUGCCGCUGUCGUUCUUGCGACGGGCUUUGAUCCGGACCCUUGCAUCAGCUUCCUGCCAAACGACGUACUGAGCACACUCAAGUAUUCGCCCGCGCACCCGGCACUACUCUUGGCUCUCUCAUUCCACGGGACACAUCAUCCUGACGUGCCCAACUUGGGAUUCGUCGGGUUUUAUAGAGGAGCCUUCUGGGGCGUCAUACAGAUGCAGGCCCGGUUCCUCACUGCGCUUUGGUCUAGCAAAGGGCCAUCGGCGACGCUUCGCGACAAACUGGCCCGCGAUGGCUGUAUUCAAAGGACCCUCAAUCUCCGGGAUGAUCCGCGACAGUCGCAAUUUCCCAUGGGAGACUACCAGUUCCUCAUGCAAGACUUUGCCGAGGCGCUGUCCCUGGAGAUAUCCCCUCCGCAGGCCGUCGACGCUCCCCACCUCACAACCAACGGCCUCCCUUUAGAAAUAUUCGCACCCUGUCGCUUCUCGCCCGCCAACGAGGAUGGCGAGCACAAUGCCAAUGCAAAGAAACUCAACAAUGACGCUGCCGCCGUCUUGAAGGCUGCCCUCACUACUCCCCGGUUCGUCUCGCGGGCCGUGUUCCGCAGCCUACUCGGCACGUGGAAGCUGGAGCGGACUCUGACGAGCAAGCUCCCGACGCACCCGAGCGGGCAUUUCAGCGGCACUGCGCAGUUUCUUUUGCGCAAGACCACAAAGGAAGGUGUGCAGUGCGCGAUCGCAGAAGAGGGCGUCGCGUCGGUAUGCAAAGACGGCGAGAGCUAUGAAUAUCUCUACAUUGAAGACGGCGAUUUCCAAACUGAUCAAGGUUUCGGUUUCCGCGCUACGCGUCGGUAUAUAUACCGCUACGAUGAGGCUUCUGACAGGAUUAGCGUGUGGUUUGCCAAGCCGGAUGACAAUAAGCGCGUCGACUACCUCUUUCACAGAAUCGAGUUUGAGGAUCCGCCCGCGAGCGGGGGACACCCGCACGGGUGGCCUGCCAAGUCGGGCCAUUUGUGUAUCGACGACUACUACAAUGUAAAGUAUAAUUUUGUGUUUGACGCCGUCAACGUGGAGAGUUGGGUGUGCGCAUACACGGUGAAUGGGCCGCAAAAGGAUUAUACUAUCCACGGAACAUAUACAAGGUAG
Beauveria bassiana ARSEF 2860 is the source of this 2208-nucleotide messenger RNA. RefSeq names its product pyridine nucleotide-disulfide oxidoreductase, putative. The record is from RefSeq and is a predicted model, not a curated record. Gene Ontology annotation, molecular function: NADP binding; N,N-dimethylaniline monooxygenase activity; flavin adenine dinucleotide binding. The transcript is spliced from 3 exons. The coding region runs from base 1 to 2208 and encodes 735 amino acids. Lineage: Eukaryota; Fungi; Ascomycota; Sordariomycetes; Hypocreales; Cordycipitaceae.